Messenger RNA from Ruditapes philippinarum (Manila clam), 681 nucleotides. Its product is annotated as sodium-dependent glucose transporter 1-like. The record is from RefSeq and is a predicted model, not a curated record. Lineage: Eukaryota; Metazoa; Mollusca; Bivalvia; Venerida; Veneridae.
GAAUACUGUACGACCGGUUUAAUCAAGUGUUAAUGAUAGCGAUAUCAACAGUUGUGUUGAGCGUAUUUACAGGUGUGACACCCUGGUGUACAUGGUUCCCGGCAAUGAUGAUGGUCACGUUCAUGAGCGGGUUCGGAUCAGGCUGGUUAGACACUGGAGGCAAUGUAAACAUUAUAUCACUCUGGGAUACAGAAGGAGGAUCCUAUAUGCAGGCACUACAUCUCAGCUUCGGGCUGGGCGGAAUAUUGUCACCCCUGGCAACGGAACCUUUUCUCGCAAAACCUGCUUGCAGCCAGCCAGUGCAAGGAAACACUAACAACUCUGGUACAUCGUUUUCAGUUACACUAUUUGAUGCUAAGAUUAAAGUUAAUUUGAAUGAGAUUGAAUUUUAAAUUUCAUUAUAUUGUAAACAGUUUGCGUAAAAUUAAGAUUUUUAAAAAGAUGAAAAUAUGGAACAAGAAAAUCCUGAAAAGAACCGAAAUGAUUGUUUUUCGGUUGGCAGUUUUGGGCACUUUUAAGUGUUGAAAGUUACAUCCUUUUUUGUUAUUUAUCUAUCUAACAGAAAAAUACCUAGUAAGUCUGUUAUAUAUCUUGUUAACACGAAAACUAAGUAGUUAGAGAGUUAACGCGAUAAUUAUAUAUGGUAAACUGUUGACAGAAAUAUGCCACCAUAGAUAUCUC